AGAAAACAAGUGGACUAUUGACGCCAAACACAUCAGCAGUAUAACUUAUUUUUCGCAAAAACUGUGUGGAUGUUUGUACCUGAAAAAAUUUCAGUUCAAACCCAUUCCUUUUUCCUCCAUUGUAACGCACUUCUCUCUAUCUCUCUGAGAAUUUCAUUCUCAAUUAUCGAUUCACAAUUUCAGUUCUUUCGCAACAAAAUUAUCAAAAUAUAUCUCUCAGCAUUUCUCUAAUUGUGAUGAAAUUAUUCUAGUUUUGAUUCUGGAAGUUUAUCUGUGUUAAAGUUGAUUUUUUGAUGAACGAUAAAAUGGAUAUGAAAAAGCGAUUAACACGAGGAAUAUCUAGGCAAUUUUCAACAGGUUCAUUGAGAAUGAGUGGAAAAUUCAGUUUCAAAAGGCAAAAUUCAAUGGAUCCAAGGAAUAAUAAUAUGCGGUUUAGUUUUGGUAGGCAAUCGUCUCUCGAUCCGAUACGGAGGUGUCCGUCGUUUGAAAAUGAGACGAUUGCUGUACCGGAUAAUUUGGAUUCGACGAUGCAGCUCUUGUUUAUGGCGUGUAAAGGUGAUGUGAAUGGAGUGAAGGAUUUGUUGGAUGAAGAUGUUGAUGUUAAUAGUAUUGAUUUAGAUGGAAGAACUGCUUUGCAUAUUGCUGCUUGUGAAGGACAUGUAGAGGUUGCUAAGCUUUUGUUGAGUAGGAAGGCUAAUAUUGAUGCUCGUGAUCGAUGGGGAAGCACGGCAGCAGCUGACGCGAAAUACUAUGGAAAUAAUGAAGUUUAUAGUAUCUUAAAGGCCCGGGGGGCCAAAGUCCCGAAACUCAGAAACACACCAAUGACUGUUGCAAAUCCUCGAGAAGUUCCAGAAUAUGAACUAAAUCCACUGGAGCUUCAAAUCCGAAAAAGGGAUGGAAUUUCGAAGGGUUCGUAUCAAGUUGCUAAAUGGAAUGGGACAAAAGUUUCUGUCAAGAUACUUGACAAGGAUAGUUAUGCAGACCCUGAAAUUAUAAAUGCUUUUAAGCAUGAAUUAACUUUGUUGGAAAGAGUACGGCAUCCUAAUGUGGUUCAAUUUGUUGGAGCUGUUACACAAAAUAUACCAAUGAUGAUAGUAAUAGAGUAUCAUCCGAGGGGUGACCUUGGUAGCUAUCUUCAGAAGAAGGGACGUCUAUCUCCUUCUAAUGUUCUAAGAUUUGCUCUGGAUAUUGCCAGGGGCAUGAAUUAUCUUCAUGAAUGUAAACCGGACCCAAUCAUCCAUUGUCUUUUAAUGCCAAAAAAUAUUUUGCAGGACAAUGGUGGUUUAUUGAAAGUUGCGGGAUUUGGUUUGAUUAGAUUGUCAAACAUUUCACCUGACAAAGCAAAGUCGCUGCAACCUCAAGCCAUUGACCGUGCAAGUACCUAUAUAGCACCUGAGAUUUAUAAAGACGAAAUAUUCGAUAGAAGUGUGGAUGUAUAUGCUUUUGGAGUUUUACUUUAUGAGAUGAUGGAGGGAUCACCACCUUUUCAUCCCAAGUCACCUGAAGAGGCUGCUAGAUUGAUGUGCAAAGAGGGUAAAAGACCAUCAUUCAAGUCAAAAUCUAAGUAUCCGCCGGACCUUAGAGAGUUGAUUGAAGAAUGUUGGAAUCCAGAUUCUUUUAUACGGCCAACAUUUUCGGAGAUCAUUGUGCGCAUGAAUAAAAUUGUUGCAAACUGUUCAAAACACGGAUGGUUGAAAGAUACUCUAAAGCUUCCCUGGUUAUAGAGUGAAGCAAACUACAUUGACCAUGGACAAAGCUUAAGAUCUGGAGAAGAAUAUUGACACAAGAUUCUUGUGACUAUUCGAUAUAAUUAUGUGGAUGUGUGGCAGAUUAUGAUAUCAUACUAAGCCUUAUGCUGUCUUUGCAAGAAUCGUCGUCCAUCGUGUUGUUGGACCAAAUAAAAGGAAGAAAGAAGGGUGUGAGUGAUUGGGAUGAGAAUUGAAACUUCAUGCACUGUGCUUCUCUAGUUUUGAGUAAAGCUAGAACUAGAGAAGUUCCUUUCUUAGAGUCUGUUUAUAAGCUUUCACUAGAAACAACUUGUAUCUUGUUGUAUAAGGAAAAGAGGAAGAAUAAUAUACUUUUAUUUUUCUUGUUUGAUAUGUUAAUCAAACUAUCGAGAAUUCAUUCUGCAACUAUUGUAUAAAUGCAUCCCUUAUCGCCUUUUCUGUUAA
Molecule: messenger RNA, 2171 nt
Organism: Solanum verrucosum
Lineage: Eukaryota; Viridiplantae; Streptophyta; Magnoliopsida; Solanales; Solanaceae
Product: integrin-linked protein kinase 1-like
Exons: 12
Coding region: 294-1724 (476 amino acids)
Biological process (GO): protein phosphorylation
Molecular function (GO): ATP binding; protein kinase activity; protein binding
Source: RefSeq, a predicted model, not a curated record